Molecule: messenger RNA, 807 nt
Organism: Scutellospora calospora
Lineage: Eukaryota; Fungi; Glomeromycota; Glomeromycetes; Diversisporales; Gigasporaceae
Source: the annotation of a GenBank genome assembly
AUGUCAAGUAAAGAUUUGCUUAAAGAAAUUGCUUUUGGACAAAAUUUUGAAUAUGAUUCUUUUGAGAACAAGACAGAAAUCGGUAAAGGAAGGUUUGGAGUUAUGUAUAAAGCUUAUUUAAAAGAUAUAAAACAAACUGUGGCUUUGAAGACUUUAUAUUAUUAUGACGAAAAUUCAAUAGGCGAUCUUAUUAAAAAAUUGCAACCAGUUUAUAAAAAUUUAUUUAAAAGAUUUGAAUAUGCUUCUCUUGAGAACAAGACAGAAAUCGGUAAAGGAGAGUUUGAAAUUAUAUAUAAAGCUUAUUUAAAAGAUAUAAAACAAACUGUGGCUUUGGAGACUUUAGAUUAUGAUGAUGAUGAUUUAUUAGACAAUUUUAUUAGAGAUGUAUCUUUGAAAGGUGAUCGAGAAACUCCAAUUGAAGGAACUCCUGUUGAUUUCAAAAAUCUUUAUUGCGCUGCUUGGAAUAGUAAACCAGAUAGUUGUCCUGACAUCAAAGAAAUUUGCAAAAAGUUAGACCAUAUUCAGUUAGAACUAUUUUGUAAAGAUUUGUUUAAAAAAUUGACUUUUAGACAAAAAUUCGAAUAUACUUCAUUUGAGGACAAGAAAAAAAUCGGUAAAGGAGGAUUUGGAGUUAUAUAUAAAGCUUAUUUAAAAGAUAUAAAUCAAACUGUGGCUCUGAAGACUUUAGAUCAUGAUGAUGAAAAUUCAUUAAAUGAUUUUAUUAAAGAAGUUAAGUGCAUUACUAAAGUUGAACACGAUAAUGUAAUACGAUUCAUUGGAAUUACUCAAGGCAUGUUAAUUUUAUAA